GCGGGCUUCAUUCAGCGGCUCAGGACAGGAGAAGGGGGCUGAGCGCCUAGUGAAGGAGGUGGAGACCAAAAGGAGGAUUCAUAAACAGGAGUUGAUCUCCUAGUUUUAAAAAGCCGCUCUCAGUUAAAACCUUCAAGUAGCGUAGAACCAGAUCACAACUCACUAACCGACCCAACACGACUCAUCAUUCAGAGAGGUGCUGCUCCGUAACGCUGCGGUUUCACUGGACAAAGUUGAAUGGACUUGAUUGCACGGACAGCUCAUUGUUUUCAUUAACUUUUCAGGACAUCUUCCCACUUGAGCCGGGACUUUAACUCCCUCAGACUUUAUACGACACGUUCUUGCUGACAAGACAACUGAAACGAGCCGCUGCAGUGAAUCUCUGGGAUUUUUAGGAGAAAGAAACGACUGGAGGAACUCUUGCAAAUGCAAAACUAUAUGUAUGAGAAAGCGAUGGCACCCGAAACAAGAAACGGAGGAACAUCCACGUUAAAUAACAACGGCGUAGACAACAGCAAGAGGAAACUUUUAAUAGCACUAGACAUCUUCUGCCUUGUCUUGGCUGGCCUGCCUUUCCUGAUAAUUGAAACUAGCACAAUCAAGCCGUACCAUCGCGGGUUUUACUGCAGUGACCAGUCCAUCCAGUACCCGUAUAAAAACGGGGACACCAUAAGCGAUGCCGUGCUCUGUGCCGCUGGCAUUCUAAUUGCCAUCCUCUCUAUCGUGAUUGGCGAAUGCUACAGGAUCCAUUACCUGAACCAGGGGUCCAAAUCUUUCGUGGGAAACCCAUAUGUCUCCACCCUUUACAGACAAGUAGGCGUGUUCAUCUUCGGCUGCGCCGUCAGCCAAUCAUUCACAGACAUCGCCAAGGUCUCGGUUGGCCGGAUGAGGCCGCACUUUCUAGACGUUUGUCAGCCUGACUACUCUACCAUCAACUGCUCUCUGGGAUAUAUUACUCAAUACGUAUGCAAUGGAGAUGCAAGCAAAGUACAAGAGGCCAGGAAAUCCUUCUUUUCUGGACAUGCUUCAUUUUCAAUGUAUACCAUGCUGUACCUGGCUUUCUACCUGCAGUCUCGGUUCACGUGGCGAGGAGCCCGUCUCCUGAGGCCCCUCCUCCAGUUCACCUUGCUGAUGAUGGCCUUCUACACCGGCUUAUCACGUGUCUCUGAUCACAAGCACCACCCCACUGAUGUCUUAGCUGGCUUUGCCCAAGGAGCCCUGGUGGCCUACUGCAUAGCCUUUUAUGUAUCGGACCUCUUCAAACCCAAAGCCAAGGCUGCUACUCCACCUCCCUCGCCAAUCAAGAAAGAGCUCCUCCCCUCUUCUGACAUCAUAGACAGGAACAACCAUCACAACAUGGUGUAGGAGGGGGGAACGGGAGGAUCAGUCUGUAAUCUCCCCAUCCCUCACCCCUCCUCCAUCCCAUGAAGAAACCAGAACAGCCACCUGUGACAGAGGAGCUACGGCCAAGCUGAGAUCUCCUCUCUCUCAUCUGACAGUAGAAUGUAGGGACAGGACAGAGACAAUCCUAUUGACUCUUAUUAUGAAUUUAUAAAGACCUCACUAUCCUAGAGCCCAAUGCGAAAGGCGAAACAGACACAAAGCUAACAAAAAAGUGAUUUCUCCCUUCAAAAGAUUGCGUAAUUUGUUGCGGAGAAUGAAUUCAGCUCGGGCAAAUCGGCCCAUUGACGAAAGUAAUACACAGAAAUACACGAAUGCGUAAAUGACGACAAUGAAAGGAAGGAGAGAGUGAAUGUGAGGCUGGUCACGUGACCAGCGCUUCUCUCUUUCCAACCGUCUCUUUCUAUUGUCUCUGUGGCCUUUCAGUAACAGCAUAGGACAACAAAUUCCUUAUUAAUAGGAAUGAUUAGUUUUACCUGCGAUGUAAUUAGCACAGAUAUAUUAACAAUAUAAAGAAGAAUAACUUAUAGCACUAUAUCCAAGUUCGUUGUUAAAUGUCACCACUCGCUAUCUGAGAAGUGUAGCUUUGGGAAGCUUGAUGAAGGUCCAUACAUGAGAUCAACACCAUCAAAGCUGAUCUUCGCUACCCGAACAGUGGCCUAAAUGCAUUUUAACGGGUUUUAAAUGGUGGGUGGGUGGGUGGGUACGGGACUUUUUUUAUUUUUUUUUAGAUAAAGACUGAUUUCAAAUAGAUUUUUAUUUUAGUAAAUGAUUUCACGAUGCCCGAACUCUGGGGGCGUGGCUGAGCCGUGCCGCCUCACUGUCUUCUGAUUGGUCAGAGCUAACGCAGGGGGCGGGGUUAGAUGUUGGGGAGGAUGGCGUAGAGGUGUGUCUCGCCACCACGGUCUCUGGGAUUGACUCCCACUGACUGCACUGGCACAUUUUUUUUUUUUUAUUAUUAUUUUUGGAACUGGGAAUGAGCCUCUUCCGCUGGCUGGUUUGAUCUCUUUCCCUUCCAACUGCAUAAUCACUCAACUCUAGUUGUGUGUUUUUACCCAUAAUGCCACCUGUGCCCUCUGCCUGUCCUGGCAAGAGUCAAACUGCCCCAAACCCUGACGGGGUUAAGGGGAUGUGGGGUCCUUCAGCAGGAUGCUCCGUCUCACGUUUGCGUGUUUAUAUGUGUGGCAUAUGUUUCCGCAGCCAGUCCUGGUGCAGUUGGCCGUUGCCAUGUGAAGAAACUUAAGAAAACUGUGGACUUUUUUUUUUCUAAAUGCCUUUUCUUAGCUUUGAUGAUCCUAUCGUGAUGAUGUCUACUGUCCCCACUAACAGCUGUACAGUACUGCCUGACUUUUACAGAGAACACAUCCAUACAACACAACUCAAGCUCCAAAUGUGUUGCACAUCCCUCCCAUUGUAUAGUCCGUCCUAUCAUUUCAACAAACCGUUUUAUUUCUCUCUCAGAAAUAUAUAAAUAAUGUAUAGAUCACUAAAAUUAACUAUGUAAGAUAUUAUUUCUGAACGUGUUUAGAUAUAUCCACUAUGAAUCUAAAAAGCAAUGUGUCAUGACCUGUGUUAUUUACAAAGUGCUGCUUUUAUGAGCAUUGAUUGACAGAUUUUUGUAUUUAGGUAACUAAAAUAUUGUAGAUUUGUAAUAGUACGUUUUUAAUAAGCGUUGAAUAAAACACAUACAAUUGUAUCAAAUUCACUAUUAGUAUUUUUGUAUUGUCUCAUUUUGUACAAAAGAAAUAAUAGCAAAAUGUUUUUUGUUUUUUUCUGCUAAAUGUACUUAGCUCUAAUACAUGUGCUUUUAAAUAAAAGCUCAUUAUAAACAACAAAAAAA
This is a messenger RNA of Ctenopharyngodon idella (grass carp), 3241 nucleotides long. RefSeq names its product phospholipid phosphatase 3 (gene plpp3). The transcript is spliced from 6 exons. Gene Ontology annotation, biological process: phospholipid metabolic process; canonical Wnt signaling pathway; phospholipid dephosphorylation. The record is from RefSeq and is a predicted model, not a curated record. Bases 427 to 1365 code for a protein of 312 amino acids. Lineage: Eukaryota; Metazoa; Chordata; Actinopteri; Cypriniformes; Xenocyprididae. Gene Ontology annotation, molecular function: phosphatidate phosphatase activity.